CUACACCACCGGAGCUCAUCGUGGACUAGGGUGAUUGUCGUCGGUAACCGGAUACGACCUCAGGCUGUGAGGCGCAGAGGCACUGGGCGACGCAGUAUCGAGGCGGCGGGCCCGCAGUUCCGUGCGGAGAUGCUGAAUAUGUGGAAAGUCAGAGAGCUGGUGGACAAAGCCACUAAUGUGGUGAUGAACUACUCUGAAAUCGAGUCCAAGGUAAGAGAGGCCACCAAUGAUGACCCCUGGGGACCCUCUGGACAGCUGAUGGGAGAAAUAGCAAAAUCUACCUUUAUGUAUGAGCAGUUCCCAGAAGUGAUGAACAUGCUGUGGACCAGGAUGCUAAAGGACAACAAGAAAAAUUGGAGACGAGUAUACAAGGCUUUACUCCUGCUGGCUUAUUUAAUCAGAAAUGGGUCUGAAAGAGUUGUCACCAGUGCCAGAGAACACAUCUAUGAUCUGCGAUCUCUAGAAAAUUACCACUUUAUUGAUGAAAAUGGCAAGGAUCAAGGGAUCAAUGUCCGGCAGAAGGUGAAAGAAAUGGUGGAGUUCAUCCAGGACGAUGACAGACUCAGAGAAGAGAGGAAAAAAGCCAAGAAGAACAAAGACAAAUAUAUCGGAGUCUCCUCUGACAGCAUGGGAGGAGGAGGAAACAGUUUCAAGAACUCCAAUGAGUUGGAUCGGAAUAAGUGGGAUGAGGACUGGGAUAAAAGCAGAGGAGCUUUCCCCUUCAGUGAGAAGCUGGGAGAGAUUAGUGACAAGAUUGGUAGCACCAUCGACGACACACUCAACAAGUUCAGGAAGAAGGAAAGAGACGACUCUCCAGACAGAAUCAGUGAUAACGAGGAGGACCGAGCAUCAAGAAACGGGAGGCAGGACGCUCUUGAGUUUAAAGACGAGGAGGAAACUGUCACAACAAAGAGUAUCCAGAUCACACAGGCUACAGAAACCACAACCACCACCACACGGAAACGCAGCGGAGCAACGAGCAGCAAGACUCUGGACCUGGGUGCCGCUGCCCACUACACUGGAGACAAAAGCCCAGAGGAGAAGUCAUCAGUCAGGCAGUCUUCUAGUAGUGGUCUUGCUGACCUGCUGGUGAUCGACCCGUCAUCCAGUCAGAGCACAACAACAGGUGCCAGUUCAGACCUCAUUGGUGGCUUUGCUGAUUUUUCCUCUGCUGCUGCCUCUGCUAGCCUCCCAACCUCCACAGCUGCUGCUUCAUCCAAUGGGAAUGGAGAAUUUGGAGACUGGAGUGCCUUCUCAGCCAAUCCACCGGCUUCAUCUAGCUCUGGGCCCUCGCAGCCUGUCACUGACCUGUUUGGUAACGUCCAGUCACCUCCAGCCCCCCCAUCCAAUACUGUACCACCCUCUGCUGAGCUCUUUGACCUCAUGAGUGGGGUUAACCAUCAAGUACCCAAUCCACAUACCACACUGAGUGCCUCCCAGAGCAUGACAUUCUCCCUGGGAGGAGCAACGCCAGGAGCAUCUGUCGCCAUGCCUUUGUCUCGCUCUCAGCAGAGUUUAGGAGGCAUGAUUCCUCAGCAGCCCAUAGGACAGCAACAAAAGGUUGGGGUAGGAGGUCAAGGAACGCUGGGUUCAACUUGGUCCGAUCCCUCUGUCAACAUCAGCCUGGACUUCCUAUCAGCUGGCCUCAAUCCCAAUAAGACGCCACCUUCACUCAAUAACAUCAUUCAGCAACAAGGAGUGCCUCCUGUCAACUUGUUGGCACAGAACUUUGGAGGACUAAACCUCAGCUCCCCGCCACAUGUGACGCCCAUCAGACCACCAGCCAAUCCGAUGAUGGCUGGCAACACCAUGACAAUGGGCAUGCCCACAUCAAUGGCAGCUGGCAUGCCUGGUACUUUGGCAACAGGAAUGCCACCUUCAAUGACAACUGGUACCGUGGGGAUGGGUGGAAUUCCUGUAAACCAAGGCAUGAUGGGAAUGAACAUGAGCAUGAAUAUGGGCAUGGCUGCUCCAGUGAUGAUGGGUGGCAUGGGAGUGCCAGGGAUGGGCUUGACACACUCCAUCACUCCAGCCAUGGUUCCACCCAAACAAGAUGCCUUUGCUAACUUUGGCAAUUUUGGGAAAUGAAGGAGUGAAGAUAAUUUUGUGCGUGAGUUACUUGAGUGAGUGAGUGGGCAUGUCUGAGGUGAUGAGUGUGAACCACAGAAGGGUUACUGUACUUGAGGACAACCUUGCAUGUUUCUCUAUCUGCUUCUGCUCCUUUUUGUGAGCUGGCACAAGUGAGUGGUUGAUGCCAUCUCAUUCUUUUGGCGUGAUCCUGGGUGGAGUGGAGAGAGUUGUCACAAAGUGCAGCCUGUUUCAGAGAAGGUGCCGACCCACAAUCUCUAGUGGUUUGUUUCUUUUUUUUUUCGUUGAGGAUUAUGUUCUCAGUUUUUCUCUGAUUUUAUCUUAAAAAAAUAAAUUCAGUGUAUCACAGGUGCAAGACGUUCUACUUUUUAACUAAAUCAGUAAGAUGGGCUUAAAUCAAAAUGGCAAUACUGCCUUAAUUUUACAUUGUAACCUGAGAUAUUAUCUUUUAUAUAUUAUUCUACCAAAUUACUUUGAAAAUUAAGCCAUUUCUCUCAGAGGUAGAAUCCUUACCAGAGGAGGAAUACUUUCCUUCACUGCUUGUGCAAAUAUUUAAAGCAGUUCCAGUACAAGGAGUGGACUACACAAGAACCAUACUCCUGUUUUCCAACAGGGGGCAGGAUGGGCUGUGCAGUGACAGAGCUUCACAUCCUGAGCAUGAUUAGGGUGAAUGGAAUGCAUAUUAUGUUCUAUUUUUGCUGUUUCAGACCCCUUUAUCUUCAGGUAUGUAGCAGUUCACAACAGACAGAUUAACAGGAACAAUACCUACAGUUUUGUGGAAUAAAAAAGACAAAGUGAACUGCUCAGGUAACAGUCCUUUUAGUACUGUUUGGCCCUGUGUAUUACUAUAAUUUUUUACUGUUUGAAGUGAUGCUUGUCCUCCACUUGGAAGUUUGGAUGCCUUCAUCAGAUUAAUAGUAUUCAAUUCAGAGUACAGCACAGCAAUGUUCUUUGAAUCAUGCAAGUAUUUUUGCCAGCAAAGAUGUUUCACCCUGCAGCACUUGCUUGUGUUUUGGUGUGAGAGUGGUGUAUCUGCACUUCUCAAACCAUGGACAAACAAUAAAAAUCAUCACCAUCAUACAUAUUUAAUUACUUUUGAAAUUGGAGGAAAACUGCUCUGUCCCCUGGCUGAGUUACGAGUACAUUACUAUGGUUAGUGGAGACCAGUCCAACGGAGUUUGACUGAAGUUAAGUGAGAAAUAAGAGUGAAUGAGUGUGUGUGACUUUGUGUAUGGGUAUAGUUUUUCUCUGUUUGAUGUGGAAACACAGCUAAAGCAGAGCCUUUUGUCAUUUUCUAAGGCACUGCACUCCAAAUGACCAAAUCUUUAUUUUGUUACUCUCAGAAGGAUGACUCCAUAGCUAUUAGUUUAAUAUUUUAUUAGUUACCUUGUAUUAUGUUCAUAUGGGAGAGCUAUUAAUAACAUAAUUUAGUUGAGGGUAAUCAUGGUCUUUUCGAUACAGCUUGUUUCAUUUGAUUGUACUCUAUAUUUUCUGUACGUCAUUCAACAUUAAAUUAAAUUACAAGUUUAA
Sphaeramia orbicularis (orbiculate cardinalfish) is the source of this 3618-nucleotide messenger RNA. RefSeq names its product clathrin interactor 1-like. Gene Ontology annotation, molecular function: phospholipid binding; clathrin binding. Gene Ontology annotation, cellular component: endosome; clathrin vesicle coat; plasma membrane. The record is from RefSeq and is a predicted model, not a curated record. Gene Ontology annotation, biological process: endocytosis. Lineage: Eukaryota; Metazoa; Chordata; Actinopteri; Kurtiformes; Apogonidae. The transcript is spliced from 12 exons. Bases 130 to 2088 code for a protein of 652 amino acids.